AUGAAAAAAUUGUUCGCCCCGCUGGCUACGCAGCGUAUGCGCAACAUUUCCUCAAACACUCGCCUGUCUCACGCAGCGCAAACAGCAACAACAACAACAACAACAACAUGGUUCGCUCAGGCACUGGAUUACGAUUGCGAGAUGCAGGGCCAGCAGGACAUACCGCAGGCCAUACAGCUGCUGGGCGAGAUGAACAGCAAUGUGAAGCAGGUGACGGAUCUGGUCGAGGGCAUGCUGCAGCGCGUCAAGCGGGGUGAGCUGAGCACAGAGUAUGGCCUGAGCUUUCUGGAGGUCAAAUAUCACAUGCUGCUCGACUAUUUGAUCAACCUGACGUAUGUGGUGCUGCGCAAGUGCUCCGGCGAGACCAUUGAGGGCGAUCCCUCCAUUGAGCGCCUGAUUGAGAUACGCACGGUGCUCGAGAAGAUCCGGCCCAUUGACUAUAAGCUGCGCUAUCAGAUCGACAAGCUGGUGAAGACGGCGACCACGGGCGUUUCGAGCAGCACAGAUCCCAUACUCUACAAGCCGAAUCCGGAGGACAUGCUCAGUGCUGCAGGCGCUGAUGGUGAGGCGCACGAGGGCGAUGGGGCAGCCAGCGAUAGUGACGAGGAGGAGGAGGAGGACGAUGAGGAGGGAGCAGGCGCUGCGAAAAAGCCACGCAAAGCGGCCACAGCUGGCAAAUCGGGCAUCUAUGUGCCGCCACGCAUCAAGCCUGUCUACUACGAUGGCGAUGAGCGCGAGGCAGACAAGGAGAAGAAGGCCCUGGAUCGUGCCAAGAAGCGGGCCAUCACUUCAUCGAUGCUGCAGGACUUGAAGGAGGAGUAUUUGGAUGCGCCCACAGAGCUGUCGUCGGGCUCGCGCGCCCAGCAGCUGCUCUCGCAGGCGCAGAAGGAGAAGCAGGAGUACGAGGAGACCUACUUGAUGCGUCUGCCAGUGACCAAAGCCGAGAAGCACCGUCAACGCAAGCUCACCACGUUGGGCACUCUGGGUGAUGAGAUACUGGGCGAGAUAAACCGCGAGUCGGCGCUGCGCGGCGACGGCUCAAGCAGAAAACGCAAGUUGGCCAAGACACGCGGCAAGGGCAAGAAACGUGGCGGCAAAAAGCGAAAGUUCCAUUAAUACAGCGACGCCCAAACGG
Molecule: messenger RNA, 1135 nt
Organism: Drosophila navojoa
Lineage: Eukaryota; Metazoa; Arthropoda; Insecta; Diptera; Drosophilidae
Product: neuroguidin
Biological process (GO): maturation of SSU-rRNA from tricistronic rRNA transcript (SSU-rRNA, 5.8S rRNA, LSU-rRNA)
Cellular component (GO): nucleolus; small-subunit processome
Source: RefSeq, a predicted model, not a curated record